Molecule: messenger RNA, 3143 nt
Organism: Pocillopora verrucosa
Lineage: Eukaryota; Metazoa; Cnidaria; Anthozoa; Scleractinia; Pocilloporidae
Source: RefSeq, a predicted model, not a curated record
AAUAAAAUAGUCAACGAGACAGUGCAUUCAAGGCUGACGUUGAGAUGGAUUUUCUGGGGAUUAGAGGAACAAAAGGUUUUUGUGUUCCAGAUUAUUUCAACUUUGCUGACGUUAUAGACGAGUGGGCACAAAAAGAAAAGGAGGGCAAAAAACAAAGUGAUCAUCCAGCUCUGUGGUGGAUUGAUGGUGCUGGUAACGAGGUUAAGUGGACUUUUGGAGAUGUUGCUGUGAACUCUAAAAAAGCUGCUAAUCUUCUGUCUAAUGAGGCUGACGUCAAACCAGGAGAUCGUGUGAUGGUGAUAUUACCAGCAAUUCCAGAAUAUUGGCUGAUACAGGCGGCCUGUUUGAGAACAGGUAGUGUAUUCUUAAUAAUGCCAACAAAUGUUGGUCCAAAAGAGCUUCACCGAAGAAUGUUAAAAUCAAAACCAGUGUGUGUGGUGGCAGCUCCUUGUGAUCAGGUCAAUAACGAACUACUGGAUGUGGUAGAUGAGGUUUUUUGCUCUGCGGAAGUCGAUAUACGAAGCAGGAUUUUGGUCAACAGAAUGAAAUAUGAAGAAAGGCGAAGAGAUUGGCUCUUAUUUGAAGAUCUCUUUCAAAAAGCAAGUGCUGAUUAUCACUCCGUGAAGUCUCAAAGCUCAGAUCCUGUAAUUAUAUACCACACAAGCGGAACAACGGGGAAUUCUAAGAUGGUAGAACAUUCACAAGCCAGCACAGGCCUGUGUAGUGGUGGAAUGAGGAGGUCUCAUUUCGUGGAAUCUGACUUGAUUUGGAUUGCUUCCCCCACGGGUUGGCCAGUUCUCUCCGUCGUCAGUUUCUUCUCGACCUGGUCUGUUGGCGCUGGCACGUUUGUACAUUAUGUUGCAUUUGUGACCGCCCGUGAAGCUUUGGAGACCCUUCAAAAGCAUCCGAUUACUGACGCACAAUUUAGCCAUUCACUUUACUUGAAAGCCUUAGACGACGAGGAUCUCAAGAGCCUUAGCUUCGCGAAAUUAAAACGCUUUUUUGUGGCUGGAGAGCCAGCGAGCAAGCAUAUGAUUCGCAGAUGGAAAGAGGAAACAGGGAUAGAACUCUGGAAUUACUAUGGUCAAACGGAAACCGUACGAUCCGCGCUCCGAUGCUCUACCACUGAACCACAGAGACUCCAUGGUGAACGAGGUCUAUUACAAAGUUCAUAUGACACGCGUCCUGCAUACUGCUGGGAUCAGCAGAAUUUCUUAUUCUUAGCGCUGGAAUAUAUUUUAGUAUCAACAAUUAUUGUAACUAGUGAACUGUAUUUCUUUAUGCAGGAUAUCUUGACUUUUCCAAGAGAACCUGGGGAUGAUUCCCGUCCCGAUUCAGUCGGGAAACUUCUUACCGGAAUCGAUAUGCUGAUUGUCGAUGAGAAAUAUAAUGAAGUAACCCCAGGUACACAGGGAAGAGUUGUUGUUCGUGUGAAGCCUUAUUGUCCCGUGGGAAUGUUCACUCGUUAUGUGGACGAUCCAGAGAAAACUGAGUCAUGUUUUUGCGGAGAUUUCUUUAUCACUGGUGAUUUGGGUCGAAUGGACGAAGACAGUUAUUUCUGGAUCGUUGGAAGAACUGACGACGUUUUAAUCAUCGACGGAUGUAACAUAAUCCCUGGCGACGUAGAAAACUGUCUUAAAGAACAUCCAGCUGUAUUGAACUGCGUUGUGGUCAGCGUUUCUUAUCUCAAUAGACAGAUCAUGAAAGCUUUCAUUGUGUUAUCUAGUGGCUUCAAAAAUGAAAAUCAAGACCAUUUGAUCAAAACGCUACAAGAUCAUGUGACAUACAAUAGUGCAUCCUGGAUGUCUCCAGAGAAGAUGGAAUUCAUCGAUGAUCUUCCAAAGACUGGAACGGGCAAGGUUGACAGACGAAAACUACAAUGUGCUGAUUUGUGAAAAACCAUCCAAGGAAAAAUUGCCGCAGCUUUAAGUGAGAUUGCAGCUUAGGACUGUGACAUUGCAACAAGAGAAACGUUUCUGUAGCAAAUAGAAUUUGCAUUUCUGUUUAUCUUUAAGUAACUGCGAAAUUGUUUUACAUUUUUUUUUCUUUCAAUCGAACUACUACUGUGAUGUUUUGUCUCUAUUCAAUUAAGUUCGCGUUUUUGCAUGAGGUUGUGUAAGAAUUACGUAACACUGGUAGUCUUUUCUUUCUCGCCAGUAUAAGCGUUGUUUUCGUUAAAUAAUUUCCAUUGCCAGUUGAUUUCAGUCGUUUCGUUAUGGUUUUUGCCAGCGCCAUGUUACUUUUGUUUAAGAUUUUUACUACCGGACCUGGUUACGCCACAAAUUGUAAGUUCGUUUCUAUUUCGUAGCUUUGUCGUUAUUUUUGUUGUUGUUAUAUUUGUACUUAGAUAUUUGUAUUAAUUAUUUAUUUUCAGUCGAAUCACAUUUGCACAUCUACACAUCUUUACAUCUAAAUAUUUGUCUAUCUGAGGUUAGAUUAAACUUGCAUUCGUGUUGUGGCGUAAAACAUGUAGUAUUUAGCUACAGUUUCCAUCAAUGCAUUCUUUACAUUCUAGUAUAGCAUAUAUAAUAUUCUAAGGAGGCAGUGCAGCCGAGUAUUUAGGAAGAUGUGACAUAUGACUUCUUGUUUACGAAUAAAUGAUAAAUUUUCUUUCAGUUUUUCUUCGCCGAGGAAAGUUCUUAUUUUAUGACAUGCAUAACUAUAGAACAUGAUCUAUUGAUGGUUUUAAAGCGAAACUGUGGUUGGCUGGUAACGAUCGAUAUGAGUGUGUUUUUUGUACGCUCCUUCGAUAAAAGAAAGAGUGAUUCCUAAGUAUGACCCAUGUAAUGAAGUAAUAAAGCUUAGAAGUGCAGUUUCCUAUGUUCUCUUUUAUCCUCGCAGGUCCGAACGGUGAAGUCAAGUACUUGUACUUUAAAAAAAACCUGUUUUGUGAGAUUUUCGUUUUUAUUUUACAGAUGUUUUUAACUUUUACUUUAGGGGAUCUUUCAGUUUCAUGGGCAGCAAAACAUUAUAUGAAGUGAUCAUGAGCCAAAACUAUCUUUUCACUUAACGUUGUGUAUAAUGCACCAAGCGAAGUUUAUAAUGAUGACAAUCUCUAUGUCCUUUCUUCCCUUGCUCAAAGAUAUUCGGUUUGGAUCCAGUUAAUAUAUUUGUAGCCAUGAUUGGGUUCCAUUUUUCUAGAC